AUGUCCUGCUGCAUUGCCCGCUGCUGCAGUGUCCCCACCGGCCCUGCCACCACCAUCUGCUCCUCAGACAAGUCCUGCCGCUGUGGAGUCUGCCUGCCCAGCACCUGCCCCCACGAGCUUCACCUCCUUCGGCCCGUCUGCUGCGACAACUGUCCUCCACCCUGCUGUCAGCCUGAUACCUAUGUGCCAACCUGCUGGCUGCUCAACUCUUCCCACCCAACUCCUGGCCUGAGCGGGAUCAACCUGAUGACCCACGUUCAGCGUGGCUGUGAAAACCCCUGUGAGCCCUGCUAA
Marmota flaviventris (yellow-bellied marmot) is the source of this 294-nucleotide messenger RNA. Its product is annotated as keratin-associated protein 3-1. The record is from RefSeq and is a predicted model, not a curated record. Gene Ontology annotation, cellular component: keratin filament. NCBI's taxonomy places the organism in Eukaryota, Metazoa, Chordata, Mammalia, Rodentia, Sciuridae. Gene Ontology annotation, molecular function: structural molecule activity.